Dromaius novaehollandiae (emu) is the source of this 3243-nucleotide messenger RNA. RefSeq names its product antigen WC1.1-like. Gene Ontology annotation, biological process: zymogen activation. The record is from RefSeq and is a predicted model, not a curated record. NCBI's taxonomy places the organism in Eukaryota, Metazoa, Chordata, Aves, Casuariiformes, Dromaiidae. The coding region runs from base 1 to 3243 and encodes 1080 amino acids. Gene Ontology annotation, molecular function: serine-type endopeptidase activity. The transcript is spliced from 15 exons. Gene Ontology annotation, cellular component: plasma membrane.
AUGGCCACCAUCAGCCAGCUCCUUGCCAGCGCACUGGGGCUGCUGCUGUGCGUGCAGCUCUGCAGGGGCACCGGGGAGCUGCGACUGGUUGACGGAGGCAGCCGCUGUGCCGGCCGGGUGGAGGUGAAGCACGAGGGCCAGUGGGGCACCGUGUGCAGCUAUGACUUCAUCUGGGAUGUCCGUGGGGCCUCCGUGGUCUGCAGGCAGCUGGGAUGUGGCACCGUGGCAAGGACUUCCCCAUACAUGCCGUUCGGGGCAGGGGCUGGCCGGAUUUGGCUGCAACCUUUUCUAUGUCGUGGCAGUGAGACAGCACUCCACCACUGUCCCCACUACGGCUGGGGCCAGCACUACUGUGGCCAUGACACAGAUGUUGGGGUGACGUGCUCAGAUGCUGUGGAGCUCAGGCUGGUGAAUGGAGGUGGUCCCUGUGCAGGCAGAGUGGAGGUGAAGCUGCGGGGCCAGUGGGGAACGGUGGCAGAUGACGUAUGGGACAUGGAGGAUGCCGAGGUGGUGUGUCAGCAGCUGGGCUGUGGCUCGGCCAAAAGCGCCCAUGACUCGACCCACUUUGGGGGAGGGUCUGGACCUACUCAACUGGCUCUUGUGGACUGUCGCGGGGAUGAGUCUGCACUCUGGGAAUGCACUGUCCCGGGAUGGGGGCCAUACCCUGGCCCCCAUGACUGGGAUGUUGGUGUGGUCUGCCAAGGGUUUGUGCGGCUGGUUGGCGGGGACUGCACCUGCUUGGGCCGCGUGGAGGUCAGGCAGGGCCGAGCCUGGGCCACCCUCUGCAAGGCCCACGUGGACCUCAACACCGCCCAUGUCAUCUGCAAGGAGCUGGGUUGCGGAGCAGCUCUGGCCAUCACUGGGGCAGCACGCUUUGGGGCAGGAGCUGGGCCCAUCUGGGACGGGGGCUUUGAGUGUGCAGGCAACGAAUCCCUCCUGUCUGCCUGCACCCGAAGGCUGCCCCAUGGCCAGGGCUGCACCCACGCCAGCGAUGCUGCCGUCAUCUGCUCCUCCUACACGGGCUUCAGGCUGGUGAACGGCAGCACAGAGUGCACAGGGCAGGUGGAGCUGGAGGCACGCGGCACCUGGGGCUCCCUCUGCGAUGCCGGCUGGGACAUGCCCGACGCCCAGGUGCUCUGCCACCACCUCGGCUGCGGCUUUGCCACCUCCGUGCCCCGUGGAGGGUGUUUUGGGACAGGGAGCGGCCCGCUGUGGCAGGACACAUUUCACUGCAGUGGGACCAAGUCCCACCUGGGAGAGUGCCCUGCCACGGUGCUGGGGAUCCCUGCCUGCUCACCGGACCACGCUGCCGCAGUCAAUUGCUCAGGUGGCACUGAACCCCUGUGGCUGGUGGAUGGGGAGAGCCGCUGCGACGGACACCUGGAGGUGGCCCUCGGUGGGGCCUGGGGCCGAGUCCUGCCACAGCAGUGGGAUGCCAGCAGUGCAAGCGUGGUGUGCCGGCAGCUCCAGUGCGGCAUGGUGCAGAAGGCCUAUGCUGCCCCAGUGCUGGGGCCAGGCUCGAGCCCCCUGGGGCUGAGCGGGCUCCGGUGUGUGGGCACGGAGGCUCGCCUGGCCCAGUGCAACUCCACGCUGCCCAGCGCCGCGCCGCCGGACCACGCCGAGGAAGCGGCAGUUGUGUGCUCAGGGAGCCAGCGCGUGCGGCUGGUGAGUGGCCCUGGGCGCUGUGCUGGGAGAGUGGAGGUCUACGUGCAGGGGACCUGGAGCCGCGUCUGCGAGGACACCUGGGACCUGUGGGACGCCGCUGUCGUCUGCCACCAGUUGGGCUGCGGCGAGGUCCUGGCAGUGCCCGGCUCGGCCCGCUACGGCCGGGGCUCGGGGCCGGUGUGGCUGGGUGCUGGCGCCUGCUCCGGGGCCGAGGCGACACUCUGGGACUGCCCAGCCCCGGCACCAGCCCCAGCCCUGGCCCCAGGGCAGCGUGGCUGUAAGGAGGGUGCUGGUGCGGCAGCCAUCUGCUCAGAGCUCACAGCCCUGCGGCUGGCAGGCGGCAGCAGCUGCACCGGGCGCCUGGAGGUCUUCUACAACGGGACGUGGGGCAGUGUGUGCGCCAACGGCACCAGCCCUGCCACAGCCGCUGUGGUGUGCCAGCAGCUGGGCUGUGGGGCUGGGGGCCGGCUGUCACCUACACCCACAACCACACAGGGCUCAGGCCCCGCGUGGCUGGCCUGGGUGCAGUGCGAGCUGGGGGCCGACUCCCUCUGGCACUGCCCCUCGGCACCCUGGCAGCUGCAGCCCUGUGACUCCCCUGGGGACACCCACAUCUUGUGCGACGGGGAGCCUGGAGGUGCUCACAGGACCCACACGGCAGGGGCUGGAUCCAUGCCAGUGCCCACCAUGCUCUGCAUCGUCCUGGGCACCCUGCUCUGCCUGGCCGCGGGGACCCUCACUGUGCAGGCAUGGCGUGCCAUGGCUCAGCACAGAGGCCCUGGCAGAGCCACGGAUGCAAUCUCUGAGGCCGUCUAUGAGGAGCUCGACUACACCCUGACACCGGAGUACCAGGAGACAACCCUGCCCAGGCACGACCUCCCAGAUGGGUACAAUGAUGCCGCGGCCACGCUGCGCCCUGGAGUGGCCCCUGCUCAGGGGCCGAGCAAGGAAGGUGUCUCCGAGGCAGUGGGGCUGGGAGUGGGGAGCCCACCCUCGCUGAGCCACCUGGAGCUGCCGGGAGCUGUGACAAACGCCCUAGCCUCAGCGCCUGGGGACAUGGGCUACGGCGACGUUGGCGUCAGCAGCCCCGGGACAUCGCUACACCCCUGCACUGCUCUGGCACAACCCUCCCCAAACGGGUACGGUGAUGCUGCGGCCGUGGUGUACUCAGGAGAGGCCACUGCUCCGGGACUGAGCAACGGAGAUGUCUCCGAGCCGGCGGCACUGGGAGAGACUGCCACAGAGCAAGUGCUGCUCUGCGGAAAGAGCCAAGCAUUGGCAGUGAGGCCCGAUGCAGCACUGGUGGAGCAGCUGAUAGGCUUCCUCUCCUCGCUGGAGGUUUCCCUUGCUACUGUCGAGCUCCCUCGGAAGGGCAGCACAGCACUCUGGGGUAUCAGCCACUCCUCCUGGUUUUUGAUCAUCAGCACACUUGCUGUGGGUGCACUCUGUCCCUUCGUCCACGUCACUGAGGAAGAAGAUGAACAGUACUGCACCCAGCAGGGACCCCUGGCAGACACCGCUAGCUUGCUAGCUACAGGCCUCCAACGAGACUUUGUGCUGCUCAUCACAACUCUCUGA